Mycetomoellerius zeteki is the source of this 1715-nucleotide messenger RNA. It is a transcript of the gene Trmt6, whose product is annotated as tRNA methyltransferase 6 non-catalytic subunit. The transcript is spliced from 2 exons. Gene Ontology annotation, cellular component: tRNA (m1A) methyltransferase complex; nucleus. Gene Ontology annotation, biological process: tRNA methylation. The record is from RefSeq and is a predicted model, not a curated record. NCBI's taxonomy places the organism in Eukaryota, Metazoa, Arthropoda, Insecta, Hymenoptera, Formicidae. The coding region runs from base 174 to 1622 and encodes 482 amino acids.
AGUAGUACUUGAAUUAUGCACAAACUUAACCCGAAAAAAAUGAAAAAUGGUGGAUAAUACAUGUGGCAAUAGUUGAGGGAGGGGUGGAAAACAUUGAAAGGACCAGACAUGCAAAGUAUUCAAGAAAGAGAUUAAAAAGACCUAGUAGAACCUGUAGAACAAUUCAGGGUACAAUGAAUGCUGUUGUGGAAGACACGUGCGAGUCGGUGGAGGACGUGAUCACAGUGGGCACCCACGUGAUAGUCAAGAAACAGGACUUCAGUAAGAUAUACAAAGUGUCUGAAAAUGGUAUUCUAAUGCUAGGGAAAAAUCAAAGGGUGGAAAUGCAAGAGAUCAUUGGUAAACCAUUCUGGAGCACUUUCGAGAUGGUACCCUUGUCAGGAAACAAGGGUACUUUCACCUUGACACUAACAGAUGAAAUAGAGCCAUGGAACGAUUUAAAAGGCGAGCUGAGCGGUUGCGACAAUCGUUCCAUCACGGACGAUGGUACAUCCCAGCGGCUGUCGAAAGAAGAGAUCCUGCAGUUGCAGGAAGCUGGUAAGACUGGCAAGGAAAUAAUCAGUAGCCUCAUUGAGAACAGCAAGUCUUUUUCUGCCAAGACGGAGUACUCGCAGGAGAAGUACAUCAAGAAAAAGAAAAAUAAAUAUUUUAAGUUCCUGACAAUACACAAAACAUCUAUAUUGUUGUUGCAUGAGGUAUAUUUCAAAAGAAAACACGAGAAAAUCGGAGGAUUGAGAAUGGAUGCUCUGGCGCAGAUGCUGUCCUAUAGCGAUGUGCAAUCUGAUGGCUUGCACUUAUUAUACAGCAAUGGAUUUCAGGGAUUGCCUGCAGCAGCUAUGAUCAACAGAAUAGGUACGAACACUAGCGGUUAUUUGAUCAACCUACAUCCCGGUAACAUGCCUCAAACUACAUUCAUUGAAGCCAUGAACUUUCCACAAGAAUUAAGAGACAGACAUCUUGCAGUGAAUAUUUAUAGUUUCUUGAGAUUACAUUAUCAAGGUGAAUCGAGCAUAAUAGACAAUAUUUCUAAAAAGGUUGUUAUUAAAGACACUGAAGAAUCGCAUGAUACUGAAAAAUCAUCGGAAGAAUCUGAGGGAGAAACUAUGAAUGACGAAGUAUCUGAAACAGACAUGGAAGUUUCAGAGCUGGAAACUGAAAUAAAAGAAAAUGGUACGCUUCUCACAAGCGAUACUGGGGAAGAUAACAGUACUUUGAAACGAAAACUCGAAUCCGAAGAGCCUGAAAUAGAAGCAGCGAAACUGAAGAAACCGAAGAAAUCUGCAAAUAAAUUGAAAUGGUUGUUGGAAACAAAACGUGCUGUGGAUUUAUUAAGUAGCAUGAAAGCCCGUGGUUUAACAAUCGUAGCAAAAGAGCAUCCUUUACAAAUCGCAAAAGCAUUGCUGCCCUUCUUGGGAAUCUCGCGGCCGUUUGUCAUCUUCCACGCGCAUCGGGAGCCCUUGCAGGAGACUUACAUGGAACUCAAACAGAAACGCAAUGUAAUAAAUAUGAAAUUGUUUACGAACUUUUUACGUUCGUAUCAAGUAUUGCCCAACAGGACACACCCCGAUAUUUUGACGAAUGAUACCAGUGGUUAUAUUUUAACAGGUUACUUAGUUGAGUAACAUAAAAUAUUUUUUACAAGUUUUGACAUGAAAAAUUGAUCCGUUUAGACUCGUUUAGACCCAACACCAAUCAAAUGCCAAAAAAAAAUAAAA